Messenger RNA from Salvia splendens (bonfire salvia), 1305 nucleotides. RefSeq lists its product as uncharacterized. The transcript has 4 exons. The coding region runs from base 1 to 1305 and encodes 434 amino acids. The record is from RefSeq and is a predicted model, not a curated record. Lineage: Eukaryota; Viridiplantae; Streptophyta; Magnoliopsida; Lamiales; Lamiaceae.
AUGGAAAUUUUUGGGAAGUUGGAAAUUAAUCUGCCGUUUCUCCAAGCUUUAAAGCUGCCCAUCUUCAGCAAGUUUAUCAAAGAGUUUAUCACCAGGAAAACUAAACCCAACGACAAAAUAGUGAUUGGAGAAACCGUAUCGGCAGUGAUUCAGAAGAGAAGAAUGCCCUCCAAGCGUACUGAUCCAGGUAUGUUCACUCUCCCCGUUUCGAUUGGGAACAUUAAAGUCGAGCAUGCUAUGUGUGACCUAGGUGCAUCAAUAAAUGUUUUACUGCUUUCCCUUUAUAAGAAACUGGAAGGAGUGAGAAUGGUUGAUACGAAGGUGGUAAUUCAAUUAGCUGAUAGGUCGUGCAUCAGUCCUGAGGGAUUAAUCACCAAGGAGGCGAAGAAGAAUCCACUACCUCAGGAGACAAGUUCAACAAAGAAGGAACUGAAGACAUUGCCCCUAGGCCUAAGGUAUGCUUAUUUGGAGGAGAACGAGAUGUUCCCGGUGAUCAUUAACAGCAACCUAAGCGGGGAGCAAGAAACGGAAUUACUGGAAGUACUUAGGAGGAACAAGAAAGCCAUAGGAUGGACUCUGUCAGACCUGGUGAGAAUCAGUCCUGACCUCUGCAUGCACCAUAUUCGCUUGGAGGAAGGAGCAAAACCCCACCGAGACCCACAGAGAAAGUUGAACCCGAAUAUGAGAGAAGAGGUCUUGAAGGAGGUGCUCAAGCUGUUGUCAUUGGGUAUCAUAUACUCAAUUCUCGACAGUAAGUGGGUAAGCCCAGUCCAUAUGGUACCAAAGAAGUUGGGGAUCCAAGUGGUGACAAAUGAGAAAAAUGAGUUGGUACCCACAAAGUUAGUAACCGGUUGGCGGAUGUGCAUCGAUAAUCUGAAACUGAGCGACGCCACGCGGAAGGACCAUUUCCCGUUGCCAUUUAUAGACCAUAUGUUGGAGAGAUUGGCAUGCAAGAAGUUUUUCUAUUUUCUGGACGGAUACAACGGAUACUUCCAGAUUUACGUCAAUCAAGAAGAUCAGAAAAAGACGAUCUUCACGUGCCCUUUUGGGACGUAUGCAUAUAGAAGGAUGCCCUUUGGCUUGUACCUGCUGGAAGAAUGUAUCAAAAUCUUUAUGGAUGACUUCAUUGUCUAUGGGAAUUCCUUCGAGACUUGUCUCACCAACUUGGAUCUGGAAGGAAUUGUUAUGGGCCACAUUGUCUCGGAAAAGGGUAUUCAGGUGGAUAAAGCAAAGGUAGACGUGAUCUCGAGGCUUCCUUAUCCUACAAGUCAAAAGGAAAUAAGAGGAUUUCUGGGCCACUCAUGA